Eremothecium sinecaudum is the source of this 888-nucleotide messenger RNA. It is a transcript of the gene CDC28, whose product is annotated as cyclin-dependent serine/threonine-protein kinase CDC28. The coding region runs from base 1 to 888 and encodes 295 amino acids. NCBI's taxonomy places the organism in Eukaryota, Fungi, Ascomycota, Saccharomycetes, Saccharomycetales, Saccharomycetaceae. The transcript has a single exon. Gene Ontology annotation, molecular function: cyclin-dependent protein serine/threonine kinase activity; cyclin binding; ATP binding. Gene Ontology annotation, cellular component: cyclin-dependent protein kinase holoenzyme complex; cytoplasm; nucleus. The record is from RefSeq and is a predicted model, not a curated record. Gene Ontology annotation, biological process: signal transduction; regulation of G2/M transition of mitotic cell cycle; protein phosphorylation.
AUGAGCGAUCUAACUAACUAUAAACGUCUGGAGAAGGUUGGAGAAGGUACUUAUGGUGUUGUCUACAAAGCUGUCGAUCUUCGCCAUGGACAACGGAUUGUGGCACUAAAGAAGAUCCGCCUUGAGAGUGAAGAUGAGGGCGUCCCCAGUACCGCAAUUCGUGAGAUUUCACUUUUAAAGGAGCUUAAGGAUGAUAAUAUUGUUAGACUUUACGAUAUUGUUCAUUCAGAUGCACAUAAGCUUUAUCUAGUGUUUGAAUUUUUGGAUUUGGAUCUCAAAAGGUAUAUGGAGUCUAUCCCAAAAGACCAGCCAUUGGGUGAUAAGAUUAUCAAAAAAUUUAUGAUGCAACUUUGUAAGGGUAUAGCCUACUGUCACUCUCAUCGAAUCAUCCACCGUGAUCUAAAGCCACAGAACUUGCUGAUUAACCGUAAUGGUAAUUUGAAGUUGGGUGACUUUGGUUUAGCACGAGCAUUUGGAGUCCCAUUACGUGCUUAUACCCACGAAAUUGUUACUCUUUGGUACCGUGCACCAGAAGUUCUCUUGGGUGGCAAGCAGUACUCUACUGGUGUCGACGUGUGGUCCAUUGGAUGCAUUUUCGCCGAGAUGUGUAACCGCAAGCCUCUAUUCAGUGGUGACAGUGAGAUCGAUCAAAUCUUCAAGAUAUUUAGGGUUCUCGGAACUCCAAACGAAAGUGUGUGGCCAGAUAUUGUCUAUCUUCCAGAUUUUAAAGCAUCGUUUCCUAAAUGGCAGCGUAAGGACCUUGCAAGUGUUGUUCCAUCGCUAAACCAUCGCGGUAUCGACCUGCUCGACAAGUUAAUUACUUACGAUCCAAUACACCGUAUAAGUGCAAAAUGGGCAGUAGCUCAUCCGUACUUUAAGGAAGAAUGA